UCCUCAAGCGAGUCUACCCGACAAUCUAUUCAAGAUGGCAGACAGAGAGUUUGAAGAAUUUCGCCAGUAUUUUGAACAGUUACCGCAACACAUUAAGGCUCCAUCCGACUGCUAUAUCACCACUGAGGGAGAGGCAAGAGAGUCCAGAGUCCCUGUUGAGGAGCCUAUCAUCAUAAGAGAGGAGGCCUAUCUCUGCUAUAGCGAGGAUAAGAAGGUCUCCAGAGAACGCCAUGAAACCUUCUUUGAUAUCAAGCCCAAUAAAGAGAGCGCUAAAACUACCAGCAAGGAAGGCACACUUAUCCACGGUAAGGCUCGAUCCACAAGUCCCAAGAUUAGUGCAACCUCCUCCGUCACGUUUCCGAAGUGUAUGCCAGAAGUCUUGGCCGGUUAUGGCCUAGACGAUAUUUUCAGUGUGGGAGAGUUUGGUCUCUUCUACUCACUGGUGCCAGAGACUCGCAUGACCAAGUCACAGCGAAGAGAGUUCUACACGGGUAACACAAAUUCUGAUAGGCGUCUGACCGUCCUCUUGGCGACCAAUAUGUCUGGCACCGAGAAACUACCCAUUCUUGUGGUGGGAAGGUCAUCAGUUUCCAGCAGGAGCUUCAGGGGGGUUCACACUUUGUCAGCUUCUUAUAGGAAGGACAAGAGUGCCAGGAUGACGGCUGCCAUCUUUGAGGAGUGGGUGAGGCAGCAUGAUGAAGUUUUUUAUCGCUCCCAUCGUAACGUAGUCAUGAUUGUUGAGAAGAACCCAGCUCAUCCUCCUCUCUCAGACCUGAAGGCAAUUAUUCUGGUCUUCUUGCCUCAGAGUUCUACAGAGAAAAUCAAGCCACUUGAAGAGGGGAUUAUUCGACAGCUCAAAAUCUACUACAAAUGGGGACUUUUGGAGAAGAUGAGCGACUGUAUUAGAGAUCGCAAGAACUUCACUAUCCCACUGCCUGACGCUUUGUAUCGUCUCCGUCUGUCCUGGGUGGCUGUAUCUUCUGAUAUCAUCACCAAGGCCUUCAGUAGUUGUGGCUUCUCAUCCCUUAGCUACGCAAAACCUGCAUCAGAGUGUAUCAUUAACAGCCCGCCCUUGGAAGAACUCAAAGAGAACGGACUAGAUAUGGAGGACUUCAAUGCCUGCGUGUCUGCCGACGAUAACUUGGCUACCAUGUCAUCGCUUGUGUCCAGCGAUAUUGAAAGUCCUGAUGGCUCAGAGGACGCUAGUGUCCACAUGUUCCCGGAAGGAGGAGGAGCCUCCGAGUGUACCGACGCUAGUGAUAUAAGCGAGAUUGAACCCAUGUCACAGUAUGUGCCAGAUGCCUUUCAGAUGAGGGCAGCCUUCUGGACGAUACAGUCGUACCUACAGGCGUGUCCACACGCUGAGAACAUGCUGGCCCAUCUGGCGGACAUCCAGGCUGUCGUGCAGCACAAGUGUAGGACCUCACGCGACACAUGCAACAAUAACAAGACCAGUGUGAAGUUUCCAGAGUGUUAAAAUGUGAAUGAAAAUCAAGAAAGCAGUUGUGUCUGAAGCUCUCCUCCUCAGCCACGAUGUUGGGUUUUAUUUAUAUGAAUUUAAGUCGACGUCUAUUUAUGCUAUUUUAGAAUAGUUUAAAGCAAACUAAUCAAAUUUAUAACAUUACAAAUAAAAUGAAAAAUGCCUUUGCGAGAGCUACGUUCAGACAAGUGGACACAACUGCAGCUAAUGUAACAUUUUAUUUUGGCAACGUUUCGUUCUCCAGGAGUUUUGUCAAGUCGUUACGACUUGGCAAAGCUCCUAGAGAGUGAAACGUUGGCACAAUAAAAUGUCACAUUAGUUGUAUCUAUGUCCACUGACCUAACAUUUUGUCGACAAUUAAACCAGUAUUACAACGUUCAGACAGUGUAAGAGGAACCCUGGAUUGAAGAUGAGGAAAAUUCAUGGUCCACAAAAUCAAUGUUCUGGCAUAGUGUCUUCGUCGCUUUUUCCAAAAUCUUAACUUACGGUAAAAACAAAAAUAAACGUUUUCUUUGGAGGAUGAGUUGAUAUCGAGGCGUGAAGAUGGUGAAGUGAAACUAGAAUGAAGAGAGUGUUCUGGUGAACGUUUGUGCUACGUUCAGAUCACUCAGUCCAGCAGCAGUGACUCAGCAGUCACUGCUGUCUUGAUAAAUUAGACACAUGUGCAACACUAUGUAUCAUUAAUGUGGAGACGUUUCGCCACACAGUGGCUUCAUCAGUCCAAUACGGAGAAGAAUGGUGAUCAUCAGAAGGAGUUUGAGGUAAUCAGUCCUUCAAUUUUUUCAAGACUGAUGGACUGAUUAACUGGAAUUUCUGGUCCUCCUCAGGUAUCUUCACUAUUCUUCUUUGUAUUGGACUGAUGAAGUCAAUGUGUGGAGAAACGUCUCCACCCUAAAGUAACCCAAGUAUUGCACAUGUGUCUGAUAUAUCAACUUGUCGGUUCCUUGAACCAUUUAUCUGCACUGUUGCCUUGGUCCACCAUAGUGCUACUCAGACCAGCACGAGUAAACCAGCGGUCACUGUAACAGUGAAGCACCAUAAUGGGACCAUCACUAAACACAUUAUUUUAUAGGAGAGAUGUAGAAGGUGAUCUUUCCCUUGAAGAAUAACAUAGCCUGAACAACUCUUAAUUACCAUAGUGUAUCAGCCACCAGGGCAGAGUGGUGCUUGUAUCACCUUACAGAGACCACUGGUGUACCAACCAGUGUUGUACCACAAGUACUAGUGUAUCACAAGUGUCAGUGUACCACAGGUGCCA
Messenger RNA from Cherax quadricarinatus, 2738 nucleotides. RefSeq names its product tigger transposable element-derived protein 4-like. Gene Ontology annotation, molecular function: DNA binding. Gene Ontology annotation, cellular component: nucleus. The record is from RefSeq and is a predicted model, not a curated record. Lineage: Eukaryota; Metazoa; Arthropoda; Malacostraca; Decapoda; Parastacidae.